AUUUUCCACCAGGCUUUUUAUAACACUCAGAUAUUAGCACUGGAAACUAGCUAAAAGUUUGGAGUAUGGUAAAAUACUAGCUCCAUUGAUGAAAUGGUCGUCCAAAAUAAAUAGUGAUGUCCAGUUAUUUUAAUUUUGAUAUGACAACCCUACGAUAGUACCUAGUUAAUGAAAUGAAAUGAAAUUAAAUUAAAUAAAAUGAAAUGAAAUAAAACUGAAAUGUUUUUUUUUUGCUUGAAAUAUGGUACAAAAGUUAUUCAGACAAUAUUAUAAAUAGGCAACACAUAUUAAUUUGUUCAUCCGGUAAAACAAUCAUGACAGAUAACGAAUACAAAUUAUAGAAAACAUAAUUUUACUUUAUGUACAUAUUUUUUUAUGCAAAACUUUUCAUGCUUGCCUUACAAUUCUGUUAUAUAAAUAUGACUAAUAAAUGGACUUGCAUUCAGACUUUCUAUAGACGCUAACAUGAGGCAACUAUCGGUGUGGCUGCUCCUGACAGUUUUUAUUGUGGUGUUAACUUACGUACCUGACAAUGAAGUAACAGCAGCACCAUGCGAUCACGACCACCAUCAUCGUCAUCGCCGUCAUCGGCCCAAACACGAUGAUGAUGAUGACGAUGAUGACGACGACGAAGACGAGAAGCCUAAAAAACACAAGCCUAAGAAACAUAAGAAAAAAGGUGAUAAAGAUGAUGAUGACGAUGAUGAUAAAGAUGAUCAGGAUAAGGACAAGAAUAAAGAUAAGGAUAAGGACAAGGAUAAAGAUAAGAAGAAUAAGAAAGAUAAAAAGAAAGGUAAGGAUGAUGAUGACGACGAAGAUGAAAAGCCAAAAAAACACAAGCCUAACAAACAUAAGAAAAAAGGUGAUAAAGAUAAAGAUGAUGAUAAAGAUGAUCCGGAUAAGGACAAGAAUAAACAUAAGGAUAAGGACAAGGAUAAAGACAAGAAAAAUAAAAAGAAAGGAAAGGAUGAUGAUGACGACGAAGAUGAAAAGCCAAAAAAACAUAAGCCUAACAAACAUAAGAAAAAAGGUGAUAAAGAUAAAGACGAUGAUAAAGAUGAUAACAAAGAUGAUGAUAAAGAUGAUAAGAAGGAUAAAGAUAAGAAAAAGAAGAAAGGUGAGGAUAAAAUAAAGGAAAAAGACGACAAGUUGAUGCAGGAUGGAAAAGAAAUCAUCAAAGAUAUUGAUAUUUUGGAGCAGAUAUUUUCGCGGUAAACGACGAUUGCGAAGCCCAAACUUUAAUGUAUGUGGGUAGAUUUAGGUUUCUACAAUAGAGGGUAGAUUUCUCACAUUGUUUGUCACAAACUAAACACUUAUCAAAAAAUGCACUGAUGUCCAAUUGUUCUCGUCGCCACUGAAGAGUUUCUGACGAGGGUCUAGGAAUCCAGGAUAUGAGGAGAUCACAAAAACACGUCCGUUCAGUAUUACGUUUAAUCCAUCGACAAACAAUGUGAGAAAUCUACCCUCUAUUGUAGAAACCUAAAUCUACCCACAUACAUUACACAAACAUCGAAUUACUGUAAAAUAUACCAUUUUGAUAAAAGUUUUUUUAACACGAA
Messenger RNA from Leguminivora glycinivorella, 1559 nucleotides. RefSeq names its product protein PIF-like. NCBI's taxonomy places the organism in Eukaryota, Metazoa, Arthropoda, Insecta, Lepidoptera, Tortricidae. The record is from RefSeq and is a predicted model, not a curated record. The coding region runs from base 466 to 1215 and encodes 249 amino acids. The transcript has 5 exons.